Messenger RNA from Drosophila pseudoobscura, 5588 nucleotides. RefSeq names its product Ankyrin (gene Ank). The record is from RefSeq and is a predicted model, not a curated record. The coding region runs from base 148 to 5358 and encodes 1736 amino acids. Gene Ontology annotation, molecular function: protein binding. NCBI's taxonomy places the organism in Eukaryota, Metazoa, Arthropoda, Insecta, Diptera, Drosophilidae. The transcript is spliced from 13 exons. Gene Ontology annotation, biological process: signal transduction.
UAUAGUGAUGGUGCAGAAGCGAUAAGUAUAGACCCACUGAGCUGGGCUAAAAACUUUCUCUCAAAAUAACUAGAAGAUUAACUUUUGCAAGGUGCGGAUAGAGAAACACACAUAUGUACACUUGACUGUUGUCAUUGACGCUAAAGUAUGACACUAGGAGAGAACACGAUACAAAGCGAAAACAAAAAUCUAAGCGAAGACACAAUGACAACAAAAACAAAUUAUAAACCUGCAGAUAACGGGAUAUCCCUAGAUAAAAUAAAUGGAAACACAAAAUACGAAAAGCAGAACGACUCAACGAUAUCAUUUUUACGAGCUGCCCGCAGUGGAGAUUUAACAAAACUUCUUGAUUUUAUCGAAAGUGGUGAGAUAUCGGAUAUUAACAGUUGCAAUGCGAACGGCCUAAACGCUCUACACCUAGCGGCAAAGGAUGGAUAUGUCGAUAUUUGCAGUGAGUUGCUGAAGAGAGGCAUCAAAGUGGACAACGCAACCAAAAAAGGAAAUACAGCCUUGCAUAUAGCUUCGCUGGCGGGUCAACAACAUGUUAUUAAGCAACUUAUUCAGUCGAAUGCAAAUGUAAACGUGCAAUCGUUAAAUGGAUUCACACCGCUGUAUAUGGCAGCUCAGGAGAAUCACGACAACUGUUGCAGACUGCUCUUGGCAAAAGGAGCGAACCCGUCGCUGGCCACAGAAGACGGCUUUACACCAUUAGCUGUGGCAAUGCAGCAAGGUCACGAUAAGGUGGUGGCAGUCCUACUGGAAAGUGAUGUUCGUGGAAAGGUGCGUCUUCCGGCACUUCACAUUGCAGCCAAAAAGAACGACGUAAGCGCAGCCACACUGCUGCUGCAGCAUGAUCACAAUGCCGACAUUGUUUCCAAGUCUGGCUUUACGCCUCUGCACAUUGCCGCUCAUUAUGGGAACGUGGACAUAGCCACCUUGUUGCUGGACCACGGUGCUGAUGUCAACUAUAUUGCCAAACACAAUAUAUCGCCGUUGCACGUGGCCUGCAAGUGGGGAAAGUCUACAGUUUGCAGGUUAUUGUUGUCUCAUGGCGCACGCAUAGAUGGACCCACACGAGACGGCCUGACACCGCUACACUGUGCCUCACGAUCAGGCCAUGUUGAGGUUAUUGAGCUCCUGCUACGUCACAAUGCUCCAAUACUAUCGAAGACAAAGAAUGGAUUGUCGGCCUUACAUAUGUCCGCACAGGGCGAACACGAUGAGGCGGCGCGUCUACUUUUAGAACAUAAGGCUCCAGUAGACGAGGUAACCGUUGAUUAUUUGACAGCGCUCCAUGUGGCCGCACACUGUGGCCAUGUGAGGGUGGCCAAACUUCUGCUUGACUACGGUGCAAAUCCAAACUCACGUGCCCUCAACGGUUUCACUCCCCUUCAUAUUGCCUGUAAGAAGAAUCGCAUCAAAGUAGCUGAAUUACUCAUCAAGCAUGGAGCUACCAUUAGUGCAACCACGGAAUCUGGCCUUACACCAUUGCACGUGGCUAGUUUUAUGGGUUGCAUGAACAUUGUUAUUUACUUGCUGCAGCACGACGCUAGCCCAGAUAUACCAACAGUACGCGGAGAGACACCAUUGCAUUUAGCAGCGCGUGCCAAUCAAACGGACAUAAUUCGAAUUUUGCUUCGCAACGGAGCGCAGGUUGAUGCAGUCGCUCGGGAAGGACAAACACCACUACAUGUGGCUUCCCGAUUGGGCAAUAUUGAUAUAAUUAUGCUGAUGUUGCAGCAUGGAGCCGAGAUAAAUGCUAAAACUAAGGAUAAGUACACGGCGCUUCACAUUGCGGCGAAGGAAGGUCAGGAGGAAGUCAGCUUAGCGUUGCUCGAGAGCGGCGCACGACUAGAUGAGGUCACACAAAAGGGUUUCACUCCAUUGCAUUUAGCAAGCAAAUACGGACAUCAAAAGGUGGUGGCUCUAUUGCUUGAGAAGGGUGCUUCCAUUGAUUGUCAGGGCAAGAACGAUGUGACUCCAUUGCACGUAGCGUCACACUAUGACCAUCAGCCAGUAGUGAUGGUACUUCUGGAGAACGGUGCAUCCCCAAAAAUAUGCGCCCGCAACGGACACAGUGCCGUGCAUAUUGUUGCAAAAAAGAACAACGUAGAAAUGGCGCAGCACCUUAUACAGCAUGGUGCUGAUGUCGGUGCCAUCAGCAAAUCUGGCUUUUCCCCAUUGCAUCUAGCUGCCCAAGAGGGGCAUUUGCCUAUGGUUGAACUUUUGCUAGAAAAUGGUGCCACGAGUGCUGCUGCUAAGAAUGGCCUAACCCCAUUGCAUUUAGCUUCCCAAGAAGGCCACGUCCCUGUCGCGCAGAUUCUAUUGGAAAACGGUGCAAGCAUUUCAGAGCGCACCAAAAAUGGCUACACGCCGCUUCACAUUGCCGCCCACUACGGACAAAUUAAUCUCGUAAAAUAUCUCCUUGAAAAUGAUGCUGACAUUGAAAUGUCAACCAACAUUGGCUAUACACCACUGCAUCAGGCUGCCCAGCAGGGUCAUAUAAUGAUCAUUAGUCUCUUGUUGCGCCACAAGGCGAAUCCAGAUGCUUUAACAAACAAUGGUAAAACUGCUCUAAAUAUUGCGAGCAACUUGGGCUACGUUACAGCAGUGGAAACACUUAAGGUCGUCACCCAAACAUCUAUCACCAAUAUGAGCAUUGGAAUGGUGGGAGAAAAAUACAAGGUUGUGUCACCGGAGCUUAUGCAUGAAACGCUACUCUCUGAUUCCGAAGACGAAGGCGGGGACGAGCUUUUAGACCAUAAUCAAUACAAAUAUAUGGCUACCGAUGAUUUGAAAGCAAACUAUGGCCAUGAUCACGACCACCAAAACUUCGACACCACAAAUCCUGAAAAUGAUCAAAUGGAUAUAUCUGUUGGACAUCCUCUCGAAAAAGUUACAUAUUUUAUUUUCCCAUUGUCGCAAAUAUUAAUCGAGAAAAUUUCGAUUUAUGCUUGUAUCUAUAAAGAAAUGAUCAAGCAUGAAGAGCAAGAGCUGAGUGCAUCUACAAUAGGACGUCAAAGCGAUAAUUCUCUUAUUGUCCGCCCACCUGUUCACUUGGGAUUUCUCGUAUCGUUCUUAGUAGAUGCCCGUGGUGGAUCUAUGCGCGGGUAUCGACACAGUGGAGUGCGCAUCAUCGUUCCCCCGAAGGCAUGUUCUGAGCCAACGCGCAUUACUUGCCGUUAUGUCAAACCCCAAAGAGUGGCAAACCCUCCGCCAUUGAUGGAAGGCGAGGCACUGGUAAGUCGAAUUCUGGAGAUGUCCCCGGUGGAAGGAAAGUUUUUGAGCCCAAUUACACUAGAGGUGCCCCAUUUUGGAUCACUUAGAGAAAACGAACGCGAAAUUAUCAUACUGCGCUCGGACAACGGCGAGAGUUGGCGAGAACAUAGCUUAUAUGAGAAUGAAGAACAUAUUCUAGACGCCUUGCAUGACGCCAUUGAUGCGGAUGUUAAUCCGCUGGAGGAACUACACACAAGCCGCAUAGUUCGUAUCGUUACACAGAACGUUCCGCACUUUUUUGCUGUUGUAUCGCGUGUGCGUCAGGAGGUGCAUGCUAUCGGACCCGAUGGCGGAACGGUUUCUUCGAUAGCUGUACCACAGGUUCAAGCCAUUUUUCCACCUCAUGCCUUGACUAAGAAAAUUCGAGUCGGUCUUCAGGCACAGCCAGUAGACCUGGUUGGUUGUUCUAAGCUUCUCGGUCAGGGCGUGGCUGUAUCACCGGUGGUCACUGUGGAGCCACGACGUCGCAAAUUUCAUAAGGCGAUAACACUGAGUAUUCCUGCACCAAAGGCAUGCACCAAGGGCAUGGUUAAUGCGUCCUAUGGAAAUGGAAAUGCAAAUGCACCCACUCUUAGACUACUGUGUUCUAUUACUGGUGGUCAGACACGCGCCGCAUGGGAAGACGUUACCGGAUCAACUCCGCUGGCUUUCGUCAAAGAUAGCGUUACAUUUACCACUACAGUUUCUGCACGCUUCUGGCUAAUGGACUGCCGCAAUAUUGCAGACGCGGGCCGCAUGGCUACAGAGCUCUACACCUAUAUGACACAAGUACCAUUUGUCGUUAAGUUUGUGAUCUUUGCAAAACGUAUUUCCUAUACGGAAGCAAAGUUUUCGGUCUUCUGCAUGACUGAUGAUAAAGAGGACAAGACGCUAGAACAGCAGGAAUACUUUACUGAAAUUGCAAAGAGUAGGUGUAUUGAGGUGCUGCAGGACCAGACUAUUUACAUAGAAUUUUCGGGCAAUCUUGUGCCAGUUUUAAAGUCGGGCGAGCAAUUGAAUACCAAGUUCCAAGCUUUUCGGGAAAAUCGUCUUUCAUUUAUUGUUCACAUCAAGGACCCAGAGCUGCCACAAAGUCGCAUCUGUUUCAUGAGCGAACCAAAGGUCGGACCCGGAGAAGCACCACAAAUCCCAAUCUGCGCUCUGAAUGUGUCAGUGCACGAUGCAAAACUGUCUACGCAUAACGAAAAUGGAUUAUUAGAGAGCUUUGACCAUGGAAAUAACUUGUACAAGGAAAUCAAUCGUAAUGAUUUAAUAAACACCGAAAUGAAAGCAAGAGCAACAGAAACGGCAGCAAUUGAUAAUCAGAAUCAGAAUGUUAUAAUUGACCAACCAAAAAACCUAAAACCGAAUAGAGCUGGCUCCAGUAAAGUAAUCCAUCAUGCCGACAUAAGUUUGUUGAAUAUAUGUAGCCUUAUAGGCAGUGACUGGCCACAACUGGUGAAAGAAUUGGGUGUACCCGAGACCGACAUCGACCUUUUCAAAGCUGAGAAUAUUGGGGACCUUACACCCGAGCAGCGCAACUUGAUGUUGCAGUUCCGACUUCAAGAAGAGCAAGAAGGGAUCUCCGCAGCAAAAAUCUUAUCUCAAGCUCUAAAUAGGAUUGGUCGUGCCGACAUUAUAGAUCAGUGUAUUUUUAAUAUGGAGCCUGUCACUGAUAAGUCGGAACUCGAUUUGACUACAGUGAAGAAGAACGAGUCUCUGACGCUUACCCCUACAGAUAGUUCAGAUGCAACACGAAGGGAAGAUGGUAAUUUUUGUGCCACACCACCGUCAACUCCAGUUGAAGACGAAAAUAAUAAAUAUGACUGCAAAAUGAGAGGCACACAAGAAGUUGUAUCGGAGCACACAAUAAAUUUGCUGGGAGAAGCGCAGGAAUAUGUUCAUCAACGAAUAGAAGCUAUAACAGAUGAUUCGUGUGUAACGCGGAAUGAAAAAUUUGGCAAUGAGCCCAUUGAUCUAAUUGGGUUGACAGUUGAGCCAAUUCUGUUGAAGAGAGAUGCCACAAAUAUUCCAAUAGGUGGAAAUUCUGUUACUGAUGAAACAAUAAAAAGAUCAACAGGAAAUGCUCAGGACAAUUAAUGUUUUGAUAAAAACCCCCGUGGUGCAUCGUAUAAUUAUUAUUUAUUUAUAUAUAUAUUUACCAAUGUAUUCGUUUCUUAUUUGUCUACAGCAGUAAACUUCUAACUUCUUCGACUUUUCGAUCUCCAGUUUAUAAUUAGCUAACAGUUAUUUAUAAAUUGGUAUAUUGAUAUAUAUUUCGAUAUAUUAUAACUUCUGAAUACUAAUCAAAUAAAUUGUUAAAUUAUUAA